Andrographis paniculata is the source of this 1617-nucleotide messenger RNA. RefSeq lists its product as uncharacterized. The coding region runs from base 140 to 1552 and encodes 470 amino acids. The record is from RefSeq and is a predicted model, not a curated record. NCBI's taxonomy places the organism in Eukaryota, Viridiplantae, Streptophyta, Magnoliopsida, Lamiales, Acanthaceae. Gene Ontology annotation, molecular function: acetylglucosaminyltransferase activity. The transcript has 3 exons.
CAUAUAUAUAUAUAUAUAUUAUUUACAUGAAAUAUUUUAAGGUAUGAAAUAAAAACCAUGUAAGGGCACAUUUUUAGUGGAAAGGAUAGGAUUCGAAAGUGUAUAGAUUUUCUUUCUAAAAAAAUUUCAUGAUCAUCAAAUGCAUACAUCAGAUAUAUUCAAACAUCUCCUGAUUUCAAUCCUUCUCUUGUACGUGAUCUUCAAUUCAAUCCCUAAUGAAUAUUCCCCAUUCAAUAAUUUCAACAUCAUUUCGCCCAUCAAAUUCAGACCGUCCGAUUCGCCGUCGCCGCCAUCGUCGUCGUCGUCGUCUCCGACGACUUUGGCCCACCUGGCAUUCGGCCUGGUCGGGUCGGCGGCGGCGUGGGGCCACCGGAGACCGUACAUCGAGUCGUGGUGGCGGCCGAACGCGACCCGGGGAUUCCUGUAUCUCGACAAACCCCCGACGGGGCCGUGGUCGGAGGCGUCGCCGCCGUACAGGGUGUCGGAGAAUCUGACGGCGUUUCUGGCGGAGACGAAGGCGGCGGCGCCGGUGGCGAUCAGGAUUGUUCACGCGAUAAUGGAGGCGGUGAGGGACGCGGACGACGGGAACCUAAGGUGGGUGGUGAUGGGGGACGACGAUUCGAUAUUUUUUGUGGAUAAUAUUUUGGAUAUGGUGGCGGGUUAUGAUCAUCGGAAGUAUUACUAUUUUGGGACGCCGUCGGAGUUUGUGAUGUCGAAUUUCUGGUUCUCGUUCGUCCAGGGAUUCGGCGGGGCUGGAUUCGUCCUCAGCUACCCUCUGGCGAAGGCCAUGGCCGACGACAUGGAGAAAUGUCUCCGGCGAAGUGCGCACAUCAACGCCGCCGACCUCAUCACCAUGGUCUGCGCAGCUGAUGUCGGAGUCAGCCUGUCUCCCCACAAGGGUUUCCAUCAGAUUGACAUGCACGGGGACAUCUCUGGACUUCUGUCGGCCCACCCGCCGGUCCCGAUUCUGUCCCUCCACCACUUCGACCACGUGGACCCCAUCUUCCCCGGCACCAACCGGUCGGAGUCAGCGCGCCGCCUUAUGAAGGCGGCGGCGGCGGCGGACCAGUCGCGGAUGAUGCAGCAGACCAUCUGCCACCACAAGCAGAACCAGUGGUCGUUCUCCGUCGCCUGGGGCUACUCCGCCCACAUCUACGAGAAGAUCAUGCCACGCUGGCACCUCCAGAAGCCCCUCGAGACCUUCAAAAUCUGGGUCGGCCAGCCGCGUCCGCCGCCGCAGUUCAUGUUCAACACCAGACCCGACCCCUCCAAGGACCCCUGCGAAGCCCCCCACCUCUUCUUCUUCACCCACGCCCAAAAAACCCCCGCCGGAAUCCUCACCACUUACUCCCGCCACGCGCCACGUGGCCUUCCGCCGUGCUCCAGCCCCCACAGCGUUCCCGCCAAUAAUAUCUCCGAGAUUCAUGUCUUGUCGCCGCCGACCAAGCGGACACAGAUGGAUAGAGCCGAAUGCUGCGACGUCGUUUUGAAGGAUGACAAGGCUGAGGUUACGUUUAGAGAGUGUUUUAGCAAGGAGACUAUUGUAGUAUAAUUAAUUAAUUAAUUAGUUAAUUAAGGUGUAAUUUUAUAGUGCCCUUUCAAUAGAAUUUUGUCAAC